AUGGACAGCAGCCUGAGCGAGGCAGACAGUGGGGAAGAAGAAUGCCGGUCCCAGCCCAGAAGCAUCAGCGAAAGCUUCCUCACUGUGAAAGGUGCCGCGCUCUUCCUGCCGCGGGGCAAUGGGUCUUCGACUCCGCGCAUCAGCCACCGGCGCAACAAGCACGCAGGGGAUCUCCAGCAGCACCUGCAGGCCAUGUUCAUCCUGCUCCGCCCAGAAGACAACAUCCGCCUGGCUGUGAGACUGGAAAGCACGUACCAGAACCGCACGAGGUACAUGGUGGUGGUAUCCACGAACGGCAGGCAGGACACCGAGGAGAGCAUCGUCCUAGGGAUGGAUUUCUCCUCCAAUGACAGUAGCACUUGUACGAUGGGUUUGGUGCUGCCGCUGUGGAGCGACACCUUGAUCCACCUGGAUGGAGAUGGCGGGUUCAGCGUAUCGACAGACAACAGGGUUCAUAUAUUCAAGCCAGUGUCUGUGCAGGCAAUGUGGUCAGCCCUGCAGAGCUUACAUAAGGCUUGUGAGGUGGCCCGGAGUAACAACUACUACCCGGGGAGCCUCUUCCUUACGUGGGUCAGUUACUAUGAGAGCCACAUCAACUCCGACCAGUCUUCGGUCAACGAGUGGAACGCCAUGCAGGACGUGCAGUCCCACCGGCCGGACUCGCCCGCCCUCUUCACCGACGUCCCAACGGAGCGGGAGCGCACCGAGCGGCUGAUUAAGACCAAGUUAAGGGAGAUUAUGAUGCAGAAGGAUUUGGAGAACAUCACGUCGAAAGAGAUACGCACGGAGCUGGAGAUGCAGAUGGUGUGCAACCUGCGGGAGUUCAAAGAGUUCAUUGACAAUGAAAUGAUAGUGAUCCUCGGACAGAUGGACAGCCCCACUCAGAUAUUCGAUCAUGUCUUUUUGGGCUCGGAGUGGAACGCCUCCAAUUUGGAAGACUUGCAGAACAGAGGGGUGCGGUAUAUUUUGAAUGUGACUCGAGAAAUAGAUAACUUCUUCCCAGGGCUCUUCGAAUAUCAUAAUAUUCGGGUAUAUGAUGAAGAAGCAACAGAUCUUCUGGCUUACUGGAAUGAUACCUACAAAUUCAUCUCCAAGGCAAAGAAAAAUGGUUCCAAGUGCCUGGUGCACUGCAAGAUGGGCGUGAGCCGCUCGGCGUCCACCGUGAUCGCCUACGCCAUGAAGGAGUACGGCUGGAACCUGGACCGAGCCUACGACUACGUGAAGGAGCGGCGCACCGUCACCAAGCCCAACCCCAGCUUCAUGCGGCAGCUCGAGGAGUACCAAGGGAUCCUGCUGGCCAGCAAGCAGCGGCACAACAAGCUGUGGCGCUCGCACUCGGACAGUGACCUCUCUGACCAUCACGAGCCCAUCUGCAAGGCCGGGCUGGAGCUGAACAAGAAGGAGAUCACCACCUCUGCUGACCGGAUCUCGGAUGCCAAGACCAACGACAACCAGCAGCCCAUGUCUCCUGUCUACUCAGCUGAGCUGGACAGAGAGCAGCAGCAAGCGGAGGACGCAAACCUGAUCGAAGAGCCGUGUGUGAAGGAGAGAAGGGUUCACCUGGAGUUUACAUGUAGAGACUUCCACGCUGAGCAGAUAGAGGACAAGCUGAACCUAAACAAUAUCAAUGGCUGUCCAGUAGGCUGUUGUGUGGACUCGAUCCCCCCUGAUAACUGCCAUGCUUCUGAGGCCUUAAUGCAACUCCAGCAUCCCUUGGAAAUAACGGACUUUCCUGAUUUGACGGUGGAUGAUUUGGAAAAAGAUGCUCUUAAGCCCGAUAUGAACGUGCAUUUGCUUCCCAUGGAAGAAUUCACUACAUGCUUAAAAGACUUUCCCCAGUCUCCCAACCAGAAUUCCCCAAGUCCCCAACAAGCUCCCCAGCCUGGAGUGAYGGAGCUCAGUACAGAUAGGAUUGAUUUCUUCAGCGCUUUGGAGAAAUUUGUGGAGCUUUCGCAGGAGAGCAGGUCACGCGCCUGCUCCCAUUCCAGGACAGAGGAGCAAGGCGGUGGAAGGAACGGGAUCUCCAAGGUGUCUGCUCUGGAAGUGCCACCUGCUGCAGAUGGGGCUGCAGAUGCUCAGAGGAGCAGCUCUAGAAACUCCCCUCAAGCAUCAGAUGACUCUUCCACCGAUGAAGAACAACAAAAGGAGGUCCCCGAGCUGCCUGGCACCGACCAUCUCACCAGGUCCCACUCGGAAAAUGCAAUUUCAGUGAAGGAAAUWAUCACAGAAAUUGAAUCGAUCAACCAGGGGGCAGGAGCUGCCCAGCAGAAAGAGGGUUCUGCCAACCAUACCUCGACACCAAAGAGGAACACGGUGCAUGAGCUGCCGGUGGAGGGGGUCUGGGCAUCGGAGAGGCUGGAGCAGAGCGAAGGAGCCCAGGAGAAGGACCCCCUGGCAGCUGAGCAGGAAGGUGGCCCCUCGCUGCAGCUCCCUGCCUGCAAAUCGGCCCCGGAGGAGAGCAGCCCGGCGGGGGAGCAGCAGGAGCCUCGCGAGCAGAGCGUCGCUCCCGAGCCCAAGUGGUGCCCGGGCUCGGUCAGACGGGCCACGCUGGAGUUCGAGCGCCUGUGGCAGGAGCAGGAGCACCCGGGCGGCGCCCUGCCCGCUCGCAAGAACUCCAGGAACGAGCCUGCUGCGGGCGGCAGGAGCGAGGAGCCGCCGCCGGAGCCGCCCCCGGAGGGUGGCAAGGGGCAGGGUGCCGGUGCUGCGGAGCUGCUGCCUCCCGGCGCAGAGCAGCCUGCAGACAAACCUCCCUCCGUGCCCGCUGCCUCUCCUCCCUGCGAGCCUCUGCCUGCAGCGCCUGCGCUGGAGCACGGGGCAGCAGCUCAGGAGCACAGGACCGUGGUCUCGUUCGAUGGCACGGAGGAGCCAGCGCUGCCCGCCCUCCUCCCAAAGAGGAUUGAAAUCAUCGAGUACACUGCCACGCUCAGGGCUGCGGAGCUCCCCGCCGCCGCCUGCGAGCAGGGCGGGCUGGCYCCGGCCCUCCCUUCUCUGGAUGAAAACUUGAAUCCUUCCUUGUGCUCCGAGCAGGCCGCUACCUCUCCCAAAGCUCCGACGCUGGCGACUCCGCCGCCGCCGGAGCACUCGGUACAAGGGCAGGCGGCCCUGGGCGCGGGCAGCGCCAGCCGGGAAGGUGGUGGCUCUAACCUUCCCCUCGGCGCUGCCUCCCCCUCUGCCCAGGCAGCCCCCACACCUUCAGCCGGCCAAGAUGUCCCUUCCUCCCCGUACGUCGUCCGCGUGGAGGGUGUCACGGAGCAGAGCACGAGCACGGACGUUGAGCCGGCCGUGCCCUGCGGCGCCCACGGAGCCGGCAGCGCGGCGCGUGGGGACAGCGGGGAGCCCCUGCGCCGCGCGKGUGCCGGCGCCGCGAGGCGGCUGAGCAGCGAGGACUUGCCCAGGCACCGCGCCGCGGAUCUGGCCCUUCUGGACAUCUCCUUCCUGUGCUACGGGCUCCCGCACGGCUCCGGCAGCCGCGGCGCGGAGCGCGGCGACAGCGCCGGGCUCGUCAAGCAGCGGGCCGAGGAGAUAGAGGCGCGGAUCCGGCACGCGGGGCUCACCACGCCGUCCCACAUGAAACGCUCCGCCUCCCUGGCCAAGCUGGACUGCCUGGAUCUCUCCAAGGACGACUUAUCCGAGAGGGAAUCGGCCUCUUCCAACGCCAACCCGGUGCUUCUCACUUGCGUCGCGCUCGGCCGCAGCUUUUGCAGGGGGACGUUGGAAGGGGGCCUGGAAAGCCCCUGUGAGCAGCGCUGCGCUGCCUCCCUGCCCGCCCUUCGGGACCCCAAACCCACCAAGCAUUUUGUAGAACAGCUACGAACGACAGAGUGCAUUGCCCAGAGCAAGCCGGUGGAGAGGCCCUUAGCUCAGUACGCCAAAGAGUGUGGCUCGAGCCAGCAGGGCUUGUUCCCCGGCGCGGAUCCGCCGUGGACGGGCUCCGGGGAGGGUCCCCCGCUGCUCCCCGUGCCGCUCGCGGACCCCUCGGCCCUGGCGCCGAGCCUGGCUCUCGCACCCAGGCAGCAGCACGGGAGAACUCACCCUCUGAGGAGACUCAAAAAGACCAAUGAUAAAAAGCGGACAACCAAUCCACUCUAUAACACAAUGUGAUUCGGAGCCCUCGGCUGUGAUUUCUUACAAAAGAGAACCCAUGUCGUUGCGUUCACGCAAGGGGCAGGUGUAAUAUAUAAGGAACAUGCACUUUAUUGGUUAAUUUUAUAUAUAUUGUCAUUUUACUGUUCCUGGCGCAUGUAGGUGUGGGUUGGUUCUUCUGUGUGUGACUCUGACUGCAGGACUGUUUGGUUUUUUAUUUUAUUUUUUUUUAAGUCAGAUAACCUCAAAUGUUCUUUUCUGUUGUUGGUUUGUUUUAAAAGAACACCUUUGGCAAAGGAAAACUGCUGUCGGGUCGCUUAUGCAGCGUGGAGUUUUGCGCAGAACCAGGUCUGAGUUCGUAACUUGAAUUUCACCUCUGCUUUGACAUGGUGCUGGAGCGAGAACCCCCGUAAAUGUGAAGGCUGUGC
Messenger RNA from Nothoprocta perdicaria, 4511 nucleotides. It is a transcript of the gene SSH2, whose product is annotated as slingshot protein phosphatase 2. The transcript has 15 exons. Gene Ontology annotation, molecular function: actin binding; protein tyrosine/serine/threonine phosphatase activity. The coding region runs from base 1 to 4101 and encodes 1366 amino acids. Gene Ontology annotation, cellular component: cytoplasm. NCBI's taxonomy places the organism in Eukaryota, Metazoa, Chordata, Aves, Tinamiformes, Tinamidae. The record is from RefSeq and is a predicted model, not a curated record. Gene Ontology annotation, biological process: protein dephosphorylation; actin cytoskeleton organization; negative regulation of actin filament polymerization.